Ruditapes philippinarum (Manila clam) is the source of this 1036-nucleotide messenger RNA. RefSeq lists its product as uncharacterized. The transcript is spliced from 2 exons. Gene Ontology annotation, molecular function: G protein-coupled receptor activity. The coding region runs from base 23 to 1036 and encodes 337 amino acids. Gene Ontology annotation, biological process: adenylate cyclase-activating G protein-coupled receptor signaling pathway. The record is from RefSeq and is a predicted model, not a curated record. NCBI's taxonomy places the organism in Eukaryota, Metazoa, Mollusca, Bivalvia, Venerida, Veneridae. Gene Ontology annotation, cellular component: plasma membrane.
UUCGUCAUCAUUUGGAUGAAACAUGGACAACUUAACAAAUUCGUCGGAUGAUUUUGCUAAGAUGAGAGACGGAUAUGACUUGCCUGUGUAUGGUUUGGCGACGGGAACAUUUUACUAUCUGCAUGUUCCAGCAUUGUUCUGUAUUUUAUGUAGUUUAACUUGUGUUUUCAUUGCAAUUAUCAUGUCAUUUCGGCAAAAGGACUAUAAAACAUUCUUUUCUUGGACAAAGAGUGAACGAUUUGUUGUGUACUUGGCGAUUUGUGAUGGUGGGUUCAACACAUUUCAUAGCAUGGAUCACAUGCAGUAUGCACUCACACAGGACCAUGUUAGACCCAUUGAACUUUGCGAAUUUUAUGGCUUCAUGCUGGCAGAAUUUGUUGCUGCUCAGAUUUUGAUGGUGAAUGUUGUCGCUAUAAAUGCGUUUAUGCUUAUGGUUUUUCGAAAGAAUUUGAAUUUUGGUAAAAACGACUGGAGACUCUUGGUAUGGACGUUUGGUCUUCCCUUUGUUGCUUCCACUGUAGUUGCUGUUACGGGACAACUUGGACCAAAUGGAUCAUCUUGUUUCUUCGACGGCGUAAAAGCUGAUGUAGCAAACAUAGCGUUUACCACGGUACCUCUACUUCUUGUACUUAUAGUAAACAUUGUUAUGUAUGCGAUCACAUUGUACCGAAUAAAGGUUGAAACCAAUUCACUUCAACUUGGUCUGAAGACGAAACAUGCCAGUAGGAAAUCUAAACGUGCUGCGAAAAACAUGUCCAUGUUUGUCGCUGCCUUUUUUAUUCAAUGGGGACCUCUAGGUAUAUUUGGAAUAUGGUACCUAAUAGGUGACGAAAGACCAUUAGUAUUGUUUCAUAUCGUCACAGAUUUUUCCAACAUUGGCGGAUGUCUAAAUCUGUGUGUUUAUCUAAUUAUUAGACAUACAAAUAGCGAAAAUAGGAACAAGGCUGAAGGAACACAAUUUGACUCAAAUGAAAUAAAAGGGAUUGGUUCUACUGCCAUUACAGCCUCUAACCAGAACAUAUUUACAACUUGUUAA